UUAGGGUCUAUCCAUCGGCCUACUCCUUCGACCACGUUCAGUCUUUAGUCAGUCGUCCUUCGUCAUGGAGGACCCUCCGUCUGGGGAACUUUGUGUGUAUUACAAGAUCUGCCGCUACUUGGGCAUCUUCUGCAUCGACUACAACCUCUCAAAGCAGAGAUUUUGGCUGCGUCGCAGCCUCAUCUGCUAUGUGGUGCACUUUGCCGUGCAGACGUAUCUCAUCGGCUGCAUCGCCAUAAUGGUGCUCUACUGGAAUCACGCCUUCAAGGAAGAAAUGACCCAGACCGGGAAUCACUUUGAUCGCCUGGUGAUGCUCUUGGCCCUGGGAAUGCUUCUGGUGCAGAAUGCCUGGCUCAUUUGGCUGCAGGCCCCCCAUCUGCGCAUCGUUCGCAAGCUGGAGUUCUAUCGCAGGAAACACUUGCAACAUCUCCGGUUCCAGCUACCCAAACGUCUCCUCUGGAUAAUCAUCAUCUCCAAUAUGCUCUACCUGUACAACUUCGUCAAGAUCUGCGUCCUUGAGUGGCUGUCGGAUGCCACGCGCCUGUUCGUGAUCACUGCCCUGGGAUUCCCCAUCCGCUAUUUGGUUACCAGCUUCACGAUGGGCACCUACUGCUGCAUGGUCCACCUGAUGCGGCAUCUCCUGCUCUCCAAUCAGUCGCAGAUUUCCCUCAUAAUCUCACAGAUACAGGAUCCCAAGCUCGGCUCCGCGAACGUCCUGAGACUUCGCGGCUGCCUGGACAUGCACGAUCGCUUGGUCCUGCUGUGCAACGUGGAGAUCAGUCUCGUGUAUGGCUUCAUUGCCUGGCUAUCUUGGAUGUUUGCCUCUCUCGACGUGACUGGUGUGAUAUAUCUGGCCAUGGUGGUGCCAUCCCUCAGAAAUCCAUGUGUACAGAUAGUGGGCUAUCUGGUGUGGCUGACUCCCUCAUUGAUGACCUGUGGCGCCAGCUUCAUGAGCAAUCGCGUGGCUCUACAGGCAAACAAAACGGCAAAGAUAUUGGCCAAGGUACCAAGAACUGGGACAGGAUUGGAUAGAAUGAUUGAAAAGUUUUUACUCAAAAACCUACGACAGCAGCCCAUUCUCACAGCCUAUGGAUUCUUUGCUCUAGAUAAGAGCACUUUGUUCAAGCUCUUCACGGCAAUCUUCACGUACAUGGUCAUACUCGUUCAGUUCAAGGAAAUGGAAAACUCCACAAAGUCCAUCAACAAAUUCUGA
Molecule: messenger RNA, 1213 nt
Organism: Drosophila persimilis
Lineage: Eukaryota; Metazoa; Arthropoda; Insecta; Diptera; Drosophilidae
Product: gustatory and pheromone receptor 39a
Exons: 4
Coding region: 65-1213 (382 amino acids)
Biological process (GO): sensory perception of taste
Cellular component (GO): axon; dendrite; membrane
Source: RefSeq, a predicted model, not a curated record